AUGGAGAAUGGAGAAGAUGAAGAUGAAGAUGAUCUUUCUGAAGCAUCAUUUUAUCAAUCACAAUUACAUACAGUACAAUUAAGAAAUAAAUUAGUCAAUCAACAAUCAGGUAGUCGUGCACCAACAAUGACUAUAGAUGUUGUACGUGUUGGUAGACCAUUAAAAAUUUUAGCUUUAUUAUUAUCAUUAAUUAGUAUAUUAUUAUUUAUUGUUGGCUCAGUCAGUACAUCAUGGAUUCAUAUUCAUUUUAAAUCAAUUGGUUUAUUUCAACAAUGUGAUAGUCUAUUAAAACAAUUCAAUCUCAAUCAUAAUAAUGAUAAAUUAUUCAUGAAUACAGAUAAUAAUGAAUCAAAUGAGAUUGAAAAAAUUUGUCAAUUUCGUGAUUUCCUAAAUGUUAAAGUACUUAUCAUUAUUAUCUUAGAUUUGAUUGCUUUGAUCUUAGCAAUAAUUGGAAGUUCUUUACUAUUAAGUGGAAUAUUCUCAUUGAAUAUUAAACGUAAACGUAGAUUUUAUCAUAUAUCAAUUGUAUUACAUAUACUUUCAUGUAUCACAAUAUUAUCAGCAUUAAUUAUCUUAGUGAUUGAAUGUAUGAAUGAAGCAAAUCAGAAUUCAUCAUCAUUAUUAUUAGAGAAUCAAUCAACUAUUACAGUUGGUUGGUCAUUGAUUAUUGUUUGUUGUGGAAUAUUUAUACUUGGUAUAUCAGUUUGUCUUGUUUUAUUUGAUAGAGGUGGUGAAGAAAUUGAAUAUCGUGAAACAAUUCAUCGAUCAUCAAAUUAUAUAGGAGAUUCAUAGAGAGAUAGAAAGACAGAAGAAAAAAGAGUAGUAACCAAGAAGGAAAAAGAAAUGAUAUUGGAAUGGGGAUGGAGUAAUUCAAGUUAAUAAGCAUCUAACUAUCUAUGGUGCAUAUAAAUAUUGAUUUUUGAUUUUCUGUAAACAAAAUAUGCACAAAACACAUAUACAUACAUUAAAGAUUUGUGUGCACAUAUACACAUACACGAUGCCUUAAUUUGUAUUCAGAUCAUAUUGAAUUGGCCAAUUAGUAUCAAAUGUUCUUUGUUUUUUUUGAAUAUUCUAUAGGGAUUUCGAAACUGCAAUUGGUCUCAGUUGACUAUUUACAUUCACCAAUAGCAUAUCUGCUUGGUUUAAAUGUGUUUGCAAUUUUGUUGGCACAAGGAAAAGGAAAGAAACAAGAAUUGUGAAAUAAACUACAUCUUCUUUAGCCUUUCCUUAUAUAAAAAUUCAUAUUCUCAACAUGAUAUAGAAA
Molecule: messenger RNA, 1264 nt
Organism: Schistosoma intercalatum
Lineage: Eukaryota; Metazoa; Platyhelminthes; Trematoda; Strigeidida; Schistosomatidae
Source: the annotation of a GenBank genome assembly